Oryza brachyantha (malo sina) is the source of this 1847-nucleotide messenger RNA. Its product is annotated as glutamate receptor 2.8-like. Gene Ontology annotation, cellular component: plasma membrane. Bases 1 to 1644 code for a protein of 547 amino acids. The transcript has 5 exons. Lineage: Eukaryota; Viridiplantae; Streptophyta; Magnoliopsida; Poales; Poaceae. The record is from RefSeq and is a predicted model, not a curated record. Gene Ontology annotation, molecular function: ligand-gated monoatomic ion channel activity; signaling receptor activity.
AUGGAGACGCGGCGGCGCCGGCUGGCCAUGGCGGCGGCCAUCCUUCUCGUGGUUUGGAGUUCGGCCGUCACGGCGGCGGCGGCGGCGGCGAGAGGAGACGUUUCCAUGGCGGCGGAGGCCUACAGCUUGGACGCCAAUGGCAGUGGCUGGCUCACGGAUGCUAUCACGGCCGCUGGUGAUAAUGAAACCAAGGGCAUCAAUGCUGGCGUGAGAAGAAAUCUAGGAGCUCUGCCUAGAGGCUAUGAGAAGACGCUCAAGAUUGCUGUGCCAUGGAAACCUGGUUUCAAAGCUUUUCUGAAUGUAACUGACAAAACUUUCACUGGGUACUGCGUUGAUGUCUUUGAGGCUGCCGUGCACAAGCUACCACAUAACCUGAGCUAUGAGUAUGUCGUCUUCAAUGGCUCUUAUGACCAGCUAGUACAGCGUGUGUCUUCAGGGAGCUACGAUGCAGCGGUUGGGGACGUAACGAUUACUGCUGAGCGAACCAGCUAUGCAGACUUCACCAUGCCGUACACAGAAUCCGGUGUGUCGAUGCUGGUGCCCAUGGAGAACGGAUCUAAGUCAGCAAUCCAGUGGGUGUUCCUGAAGCCACUGACAAAACAACUCUGGCUUGCCACUGUGAUCUUCUUCUUGUUCACCGGCAUAGUGAUUUGGAUGAUUGAACAUCCCAGAAACCUGGAGUACCAAGGAUCAAGCUCGAGACAGUUCAGCACUGCCCUCUAUUUCUCUUUCUCCACUCUGACAUUUUCUCACGGUCAAAUUAUCGAGAGUCCCUUGUCGAAAAUUGUUGUGGUGAUCUGGUGCUUCGUGGUGCUGGUUCUUGUGCAGAGCUACACGGCUAGCCUGUCGUCCAUACUGACUGCAAAGAGGCUCCGGCCAUCAGAGACGGAUCUUUUCCAGAUCCUGUAUGAUGGUGACUACGUCGGAUACCAGCAGGGAUCCUUCGUGGAAUCAUUUCUGAUGAAGCAAGGUUUCAGCAAGAGAAUGCUAAGGCCAUACAGGAACAAGCAGGAGUAUGCUGAAGCUUUGAGGAAGGGGUCCAAGAACGGAGGGGUGUCGGCCAUUGUCGAUGAGAUCCCAUACUUAACCUCUUUCCUCUCGGACCCUCGUUACGAGAAGGAAUUCCAGAUGCUUAGCCGCAUCUACAAGACGCCUGGAUUUGGUUUUGUGUUCCCUCCUGGUUUUCCAGUGGUGCAUAAUCUUUCAACUGCCAUAUUGGAGGUAACGGGUGGGGACGAGGGCUCACGUAUUGAAGCAAAAUGGUUCGGCACAGAGGCUGUCUCUCCAAGCUACGCAGUUCCCAGCACAGACUCCACACCUCUUACCCUGCAGAGUUUCUCUGGCCUCUUCAUCAUCACCGGAUGCAUCUCAGCUCUCAUGCUGAUGAUAAGCAUCUCCAAGUCAGUUCUUGCCAAGUACACCAAGAUUAGAGACUCUGACAUGCAGAAUCCUGAUGAGGAUGGUGGAAACGGUGCUCAUGAAGAAUGUAACCCGGAACAGAAUGUCAUGGCCAAUGUACCCCUCCAUGAAAUCAGAACUGACAGUUCCCAGGAUGUCCAUGGGAGCUUUGAGCGUGCUGAUGGUGAAGAACCUGGACAGAUUCAGAGUGGCUCUGUGCCGGCAAAUUCUGCCCAGACCAGAUGAAUACUGGGCGAGAUGUUGAGAGGAACUUUCAGAAACAAGAAUGAUCCAUUUCUGCAUCUUUUGUAGAGAUAUUAACCAAUCUGCUGUAGAAAUUACUGCAGGAAGGCCGGCCAUGAAGCCUUGUCUCAGCGGUUGCCAUUCAACUAGACAUGCUUCAUUCACCCCAGGCCGUGAAUUAGAUCGUUCUGUACAUAUUUUAGUAA